AAUGGAUAUUUAAAUCUCAUAUAAUGGAGAAAUUUCUAAAUACUAUGGUAUUUCUUCAUAUGAGGAACUUAUACAAGAGAUAUUAUAAAAAUAUUAAACUAUUGCUGAUGUUGAAUUAUCUUAUUAGGAUGAAGAAGGUGAUGUAAUUUAAGUGUCAAACACAAGUGACUUAUAUGCAAUUGUACUAAUUUAUAAUUUGAUUAUAUAGAGUGACUUCCAAUAAAUAAUAAUUGAAAUGAAAGCAAGAUAAGAUGAACAAAAAUUAAAGGAGUUGGAGAAGGAAAAGAAAAAAUAAGAAAUUAGAUAAAAAAAGCUAAAAGAAUAAUAAUUAAAGAAAUAAAAUGUAAUAUCAAUAAUAUUAUAAAGGCUAUUGAUACAGAAGAAUAGUUAAUAAGUAAAUUAGAAUAAGAGUUUGCUCAAAAUUAAGAGCAAAAAUAAAAUGAACUUAAAAGUUUAAUUGAAGAGUAAUAAAGACUUGAAAAUUAUAAACCAGAUCCUUUACCAGAUUUUGAAGUAGCUUUAAAUGAAGCUAAAUUGUUUGAUAGAAUCAAAUAAAAGGAAGACUAAUUAUUAUACAUUGAAGUAAAUUAAUUUGAAAAAUAUUACAAUAGGAUAAGAAGGGAUUUGAAACUUAAUUGAGAACUGUUCAAAAAGAAAUUCAUGAAAUUUUCCAUUAAAUAUAUGAAGAAAGAAAAAAUUAACACUCUGAAAAUUAUAAGAAAUGGAAUUAAACAAAAUAGAGUUUAGGAAAGAUUGGACAUUAGAUUGAAUAAAAAUAAUAAGAAAUUAAGAAAUACUAAGAUUCUUGUGCUGAUAAAUUAUAAAAUCAUAGAGAGAAAUUAUAAAAAUUAAAAGGAGAAUUAGAAAAAAUAGAUUAUGAUACAGAGUGAA
This is a messenger RNA of Paramecium pentaurelia, 891 nucleotides long. The record is from the annotation of a GenBank genome assembly. Lineage: Eukaryota; Ciliophora; Oligohymenophorea; Peniculida; Parameciidae.